UGACAUUUGCGUAACUCCGCUUGUUAACUUGUUACAAUAUAUUUUGACGAUAUUCAGAGUCACUGAAUUUCACUGGAAAUAAUAACCCAACAAUAUUAAUGAAGGUACUGUUUAUUAAUUAAACACCAUCUGGACAUGAUCUCCCUGAUUUUUCAAUUAACUUCAUGAUUAAUGAAAAUACGGAUGACUCCAAUUAUUCAUUUGUUUACGCGUUCCAUAAAAAUAAGCUUCUUAAGACACCAUCAAUUAUAAAUGCCAAUUCAACAUUGGAUGUAAUUUUUCGUUGUACCAAACAUCACGAGUAUUUAAUCACUUCUAAUUGUUUGAACAGUCUUCAGCUUCUUUCUUUUUUUACAACUGAAUUAUUCAUUUUUUAAACCACCAAAGCCCUUCUUCCUCUAGCUGGAAAUGUUUAAUUAAACCGGUCGUUCGAACAAUAGGAAGUGCAUCAAGGUUUCAUCCCACGGACAAAGGAACAAAAGGUGAAUCUUUUCCGCGAAAUUGUAAGUUGUGGCACGCAGAACAUCGUCGUUUAUCAUCGGAGAUAGAAAUUCUCGACACGACUAAUGAGUUUCUCACAAUUAUUUGGUUUCUCACGAAAAUUUAUUUCUCAACGCAACUCUAUAAGUGGAAUGUUUUUUUAUACAAAUUUGUCACGAAUCGCGUUGAAUAAAAAAUGCAAGUUCAAAGGGUAAAAAAUGUUUUGGCGCGCAUCUACCCCCUCCCCUCUAUAAGGACAAAACAUCGCGACCGGUCUUCAGUAUGGACCACGCGGCCGAACCGCGCGGAUGUAUCCAAAGGGAGGGUGUACAUCGCGCGUGUUUUUAUAAAUAACAUUUGCCAUGAUUAAACUCAAAUAAUUUUCAAUUAAAUAUGAAAAUACACAAAUUUCAUCUGUCGUGAGAUUAUUUAUGCAGAAUUGAUUGAAUUAGGUGAAUUUAUUAAAUGAAUGUUUCAGCUUUCAAAGCUUUUUCUAAUUUAUGAUGAUACAUAUUUUAAUGACAAUAAAUACUGUGACCCGUUAAGUGCAUCAACGCGAGGAAAAUGUAAUCUGAAACCACUGAGAAUUUGCGAUUACCUCUGAUGAUUAAUUUCGCGCGCGAACCCGUAGAAUUACUCCCUUCUAAAAGAUUCGAAUCGUUCCAUUUUUCUAUCAUGUAAAAAUUUACAAAUCGCCUCCGGGCAUGGUUAUUUUUUAAACUAUCGAUCAUCGUUCGAUCAAAGGUUUCGCGGUAAAAAUUAAACGGUGCAGUGAGACAAGAAACGGUGAAAGAAGAAAUGAAGUUCCAGAAUCAGGGAUGAAAAGGAAGACGCUGGAAAAUGGGAAAAUGUUCAGAUGGAGAAGAAGAGGUGGUCGUUGUCUGAACCGGAGGCAGCCGCUCGUAAAGUCGAAACCGAGGAAUCCAUAAACCGGUACGAGGAACCGGGAUACCCUUCUGAUGUCGUAGGCCGCCAUCGAAUUAAACUCCACCCUUCUUAUCCUGAUCGACCGAGUCGCCCCGGGUUUCCUGGUCUCUCGAUUCGGAAACAAUGCCUGGAAUCGGACCCUUUUACGAGCCAUCGUGCUCCCAGUUACUCGACUAUUCGUUACACCACCUACCUUUCAUCGCCAAUUUGCCUACCGAGGAAACACCUUCGACCCGGCAUCGUUUCCUUCCACCUGCUGUAUCCACCUCGGCUCGAUGACUAUGCGGGAUAAAAUACAAGUGUAUUCGUUCCUGGAGAAAGUGCCGUAGGUUGAUUCUUGGAACCAUGGAUGGAAAUUUGACGAACGUUUGGACGGGGAACCUGACUGCGAUGCUGCAUCAGCUACCCUGCAACGACAGCUUAAUUAGUUGCGUGGAUCAAUGCGCGAUCGACUUGGACUUUGAUCAUCUGUGCACCAUCGACAAGGUCACCCUUUCCUCCUCGAUGACCCUGUUCUGCAGACCGUGCGAUUAUUCCGAUUGCGACGUGAAUGUUUCAUUGGUGGUCGGUGGUUUGGAGAGCAUCGAGGGGUUGUUCUUGUCGAGGAUACCGAGGUUCAGGGAAUGCAACGGGACGAAUCUGGAAGAUCAGAUCCUCGAGUGCACUCCGUCGGAGAACUCGACGACGGAGGAUCUCUCGGUCUCUUGCACCCAUCGCUCGAAAUGGAGUUCGACAAAUAGGAGUCGCCGUUUCGACUGGGGCUUCCUGUUCGUCGCGGUGUUCAUCGUGGCGGGUGGUUUGGGGAAUAUCCUCGUCUGCCUGGCCGUAGGUCUGGACAGAAGAUUGCACAACGUUACCAAUUACUUCCUUCUGUCGUUGGCUGUUGCUGAUCUGCUCGUCAGCCUGUUCGUGAUGCCUCUGGGCGCCAUACCGGGAUUCUUAGGGUACUGGCCAUUCGGGGUGCUUUGGUGCAACGUUUACGUGACUUGCGACGUGUUAGCGUGUUCAGCGAGCAUCAUGCACAUGUGUUUCAUCUCGCUGGGUCGUUAUUUGGGCAUCCGGAACCCGCUGAGAACACGGCACACCUCGACCAAACGAAUGGUCGGUUUCAAGAUCGCGGCUGUUUGGCUGCUCGCCAUGUUGGUCUCCAGUUCCAUUACGGUAUUAGGUAUAAUCAAUCCGUUGAAUAUAAUGCCACGACCUGGUACGUGCGUGAUCAACAACAGAGCUUUCUUCGUGUUCGGUUCCCUGAUCGCCUUCUACAUCCCCAUGAUCGUGAUGGUAGCCACGUAUGUGCUGACGGUGCAACUUUUGCGACAGAAAGCUCGUUUCGUCGCGGAACACCCUGAAAGAGAUCAAUUCCGAAGACUAGGUGGUAGAUACUCCUCGACCAAGACGUCGACAACCGGAACCACCACUACAGCCUCGUUAUCCACUCGACACGCGUGGAGGACUUCCGGUACCGGUCUUGGAAGUGAAAGAUGCAAGGGUGCAAGAACGGGCAAGCAGCAACCGCAGUUGAAUUUCACUGUGAACGGGGCGGGCAGCCCGACCGGAAGCACCGUCGGGACGAAACAGGGCUCGAAAGUGGAUCAGGCCACUCAAACGCCGGAGAACAUUGCCCGGGAAACAAGAAACUUCACUCUAAGAGCUUUGAAGCUGCAAUUGAACGUCACGCCUACCACCCUCAAUCUCAGGUUUCUGGCUGGGAGAACCAAGAGAAGAUCCAUGGCCGCGAAUGCCGUGGCCACGGAACAGAAAGCCAGUAAAGUUUUGGGUUUGGUUUUCUUCACGUUCGUCUUGUGUUGGGCACCGUUCUUCCUUUUGAACAUCUUCUUCGCCGCUUGUCCCGAGUGCUCGGUGCCGGUCCACGUGGUCGACACGUGCCUCUGGCUCGGUUACGUGUCAUCCACCAUCAAUCCAGUCAUUUACACCAUCUUCAACAAGACCUUCAGGGCUGCGUUUAUUCGAUUGCUGAAAUGCAAGUGUUCCAGAUCAGCAAGACCGACUAGAUAUCGUUCGGUGACAGAAGGUGGGCGCAACACUAUGAGUCUGUGCACGCCAACAGCGCUUCCACUGGCCAUUAGUCUUCAGGGUACACCGUUGUUGACCCCGACGUCGAAUCCUUCGGCUACACCGGCUUCAGGAAGCUCGUACAUGACGAUGAUGCAUCGCACACCCAGCUCCCUAUACCGUGACACCUUCCAUCAAGUCGAGCAUGAUCAGAAUUGUUGAAGAGUCCUCAGCUCCUGUGAACAAACAUUACUGAAGUAUUAGUUAUGGAGAAAUGUAAAUGAACAUAUUCCUGGUUCAAUGUUAAAUUUGGUUUUGGUAGUCGUGCAAACGUUUGGCUACUUUUAAAUAGAAAAAAAAGUGGAGAGAUGUUGGAGUAAUGGUAAUUAUAAUAAGCGUACUGUUUCUGUUCUUGCCAGCGAAAAAAGAAAACACCUGUAGUCCCGAAUUGCAGAAAGAAAAUUUUUAUAGUUUAAUGAACUAUAAACCAAAGAUUAUCGUUAAGCCGAAACCGCGAUCCUGUAGCAAAGUGACUGUUAUAAAAAAGAAGAAACUUAGACGUAAAAGUUUGCGAUUGCAUGAAAUAAAAACCAAAGAAUAGCGGAUACUAUUUCCCAUCGUGAAAUCAUGUUGAACUUUCCUCGCUAACCAUCCGAAAUGUACUAUUGUCUGUGAUAUCGACGAAACAAUCCCCUGCGUUUAUUAACGAUUGUCUGUCAUGGUGUAAAUUAUUAAACAAUCAUACAACAUUAUACAGAAAAAUAACACGCGUUGAUACAUACAGUAUAUGAAAUAAAAUAGUAAUUUAAA
Messenger RNA from Osmia lignaria (orchard mason bee), 4230 nucleotides. It is a transcript of the gene 5-HT2A, whose product is annotated as 5-hydroxytryptamine receptor 2A. The record is from RefSeq and is a predicted model, not a curated record. Gene Ontology annotation, molecular function: serotonin binding; neurotransmitter receptor activity; G protein-coupled serotonin receptor activity. Gene Ontology annotation, cellular component: plasma membrane; dendrite. Gene Ontology annotation, biological process: G protein-coupled receptor signaling pathway, coupled to cyclic nucleotide second messenger; positive regulation of MAPK cascade; chemical synaptic transmission. Lineage: Eukaryota; Metazoa; Arthropoda; Insecta; Hymenoptera; Megachilidae.